AUGUUGGGAAAAAAACGGAUCUGCCAUUCCUACUCCCCAGUUAUGUCAUCCCUGACCUAUGAUUCCAUCCUAGUUUUCGCCGCCCAUGGUUCCGAGAGACCCAAUUUAUACAUAAUGAGCACCUCACCCCUUUCUUUCCUUGUAGUUGGAGUUGGGCAAGAUUUCACUUGUAAAUGGAUUGGCUUUAGAUGCGAGAUACGGCUCAUAACCACUGCUUGUGAACAGCUUGACUCCUGCUUUCCCGGCUACAGUACAGAUUGUGCCAAAGACAGCUCGCUCCUGCUCAAAAAUCACACAAUAAGCCAAGGCAAGGCGGCCAGUUCUAAUCUAGCUAUUUCAAAACAAAUUCUCAUCUCAGGAAGACAGAUCGAACUAUUACAGAUAGAACAGAUAGAUUGGUGUAGGCUCUAA
Molecule: messenger RNA, 411 nt
Organism: Glycine soja
Lineage: Eukaryota; Viridiplantae; Streptophyta; Magnoliopsida; Fabales; Fabaceae
Source: the annotation of a RefSeq genome assembly